Grus americana (Whooping crane) is the source of this 4477-nucleotide messenger RNA. It is a transcript of the gene GOLIM4, whose product is annotated as golgi integral membrane protein 4. The transcript has 16 exons. Bases 618 to 2708 code for a protein of 696 amino acids. NCBI's taxonomy places the organism in Eukaryota, Metazoa, Chordata, Aves, Gruiformes, Gruidae. The record is from RefSeq and is a predicted model, not a curated record. Gene Ontology annotation, cellular component: Golgi membrane; Golgi apparatus.
CGCCCGGAGCGGGACUUCCUUCGGGGAUCCCGCGGCGGGGAGCCGCGGCGGAGCGGAGGUGACACGUAAGUGCGGGGCCGGGGAAGUUGCCUUUGUUCCUCUCAGGUGGCGGCGGCGGCGGAGCCACCGGCCGGGCGGGUCCCCGCGGCGGGGCCGGGCUGAAGGUGCCGCCUGAGCCGAGCAGGGAGCCGCCCCCGCCCCGCAGCCCCUCUCCCGCAGGCCGCGGUAGCCAGCGCCGCUGCCCAACCCUGCCGCGGGGACCCGGGGGCCGGGGCAGUCAGCCGGGGGCCGCCGCCUCCCGCCGCCGGAGGGCCGGGCAGCACCGGGCAGCCUCGCGGCCGCAGCAUGCGGCUGGGGCGCCCGCCCCGCGCCGCGCAGAGUCCCGCCGGCUCCGCUCCGACGCGCAGGGCCCGCAGGCUGGGGGAAGCCGCCCGGGGCGUCACGGCGGUGCCCAGGGGUUGAGGUGCUCGGCCCGCCCCUCCCGCCUUCCGUCCCUCCCGCCUCCUCCUCCCGGCGCGGGCCCGGGGCCUCCGAUGUCGCCUCCUCGUCGUCCGCCGCCUCCAGCAGCCCGCUGCUAAGCCGUGAGGGGCGGGGGCCCUCGGGACCCCGCCGGGGACAUGGGCAACGGGAUGUGCUCCCGAAAACAGAAGCGGAUUUUCCAGACCCUCCUGCUCUUGACUGUGGUGUUCGGCUUCCUCUACGGGGCGAUGCUCUACUACGAGCUGCAGGGCCAGCUGAGGAAGGCUGAGGCCACGGCGCUCAAGUAUCAGCAGCAUCAAGAGUCCCUCUCGGCUCAGUUACAAGUCGUAUAUGAGCACAGGUCAAGACUAGAAAAGUCAUUACAAAAGGAAAGGCUUGAACAUAAGAAAGCGAAAGAAGAUUUUCUUGUUUAUAAACUAGAAGCACAGGAAACACUAAAUAAAGGAAGGCAAGACUCAAAUAGCCGAUACAGUGCACUGAGCGUACAACACCAGAUGUUGAAGAGUCAACAUGAAGAGCUAAAGAAACAGCAUGCUGACCUUGAGGAAGAUCACCGAAAACAAGGAGAAGAGUUCAGCAGAACGUUCAGUGACCACAAGGAGCGAUACUUACAACUGCAGCAGGAAAAAGAGCAGGAGAUCUCUAAGCUGAAGGAAUCCCUGUAUAACUUAAGGGAGGAGAACAGACAGUUGAGAAAAGCUCACCAAGACAUUCACACCCAGCUACAAGAUGUCAAGCAACAGCAUAAGAACUUACUCUCCCAACACAACCAGCUUGUAGUGACAUUGGAAGACCACAAGAGUGCACUAGCUGCUGCACAGUCCCAGGUGGAGGAAUACAAACAGUUGAAGGACACACUCAACAAAAUGCCAAGUUUCCGACAGCCUGACAAGGUAGAACAACCCAACGAACAACCAGAGGUGCGAGCACCGUCUCCCCGCAGUGACCUCCUGAUGCACCGUGGAGCUGUGGCUGAUGAGCAGAAGGAGGAUGAGAAGCCAAAAGAGAGAGAAGAAAUAAAUACCCAGGAAAAAGACGACAAAGCUGAGCUUUUUCAUCUGCAAAGACAGGCUAAUGAGGGCCAGCGCGUCAAAGAACUAAAUAUUCAGGAGCAACAAGAAGCAGGAGAGGAUGACGAGCAACACGUUGAUCAAGUUGAAGAGGAACGCAAAAAAGAACUUGAAGAGGAAGAAAUGGAGCAGGCAGGUCAGCCUGAGCGCUUAGAGGAGGAACAGGAUCAAGCACCGGAAGAGCAUGAGUGGAAAAAACAGGAACAGAAAGAAGAAGAAACCAACAUGUUGGGAGAUCAUCUUCAUUCAGAGAUAACAUCAACAAAAGCUGUAACAAAAAGACACAAGCCGGCUUAUGAACAACAACUAGAGCAGCAACAUCUUGCAGCCCAAAGAGCAGAGGAAGCCAAUCAGCUACGAGAACAUCAGGAAUCACUACACCAGGAAAGACUGCGAGGGCAGCUAUUACGGCAGCAACAGCUUCAAGAAAAAGAGCUUCAGUUGCAGAAACAGGCAGAACAAGGAGAAAAACUCUAUAAAAACCGGCUAAGCCAACAGGCUCAUUAUGAUAACAUGGACCAUGAUAUUGUACAAGGGGAAGAAGAGCAAGGUAUUCAGGAAGAGGAAGGAGCUUAUGAACGUGACAACCAGCACCAGGAUGAAGGUGAAGAUGAUGAUCAAAAUAAUGCAAAUGAACAGCAAGAACCAGAACAUCAAGUAGAAAAUCAGCAGGCUGAUGAAUCAAAGGCAGCCAUGGAAGAUGUGAAUCCUGCUGAUGACCCCAACAAUCAGGGAGAAGAUGAAUUUGAGGAAGCUGAGCAAGAGAGAGAAGAAAAUAUGCCAGAUGAGAAUGAAAAGCACAAGCAAACCAGUCAGAAACAAGGCCAUCCAGGAAUGGAAGAGCACCUAGUGAUGGCAGGAAAUCCUGACCAGCAGGAAGAUAAUGUGGAUGAACAAUACCAGGAAGAAGGAGAAGAGGAGAUCCAGGAAGAUUUGACUGAAGAGAAGAAACGAGAACUGGAACGCAAUGCUGAAGAGCCAUAUGGUGAAAAUGAUGAGAACGCAGAUGACAAGAAUAACGGAGGGGCUGACCAAGAACAAGAAAUGCCAGAAGAGAACAACCAGAAAGAAGUUCAUGAAGAAAAUUAUGAGGAGGAGGAGGAGGAGGAGGAAGGCAGAGCUGUUGCAGCAAAAACUCGUAGACGAGGGGAGAUGUAGUCCUCUUCACUUUCUUUUUUUGUGGGGUUUUUUUCAAGCACACAAAUUCCUGGGUUUUGGGUUUUGUUUUUUUUUUUUUAAAGCAGCAACUUUUUUAGGAUAUUUAAUUUCCGAAAAAAGUUUGUGUUUUACACUUUUUACUUUUCUAUUAGAUGCUCUCAUGUUUAUAUGGAUAUGGUAUUUUGAUACUCUAGAUUAGGCUUUCUUUUCUAUUAAAGCUGUACAUAGACAUCAUAGAGGUUUAAUUUUUCAUAAUUCUGGCCAUGUUUUCUAAAGGCCAUUCUGGAUUACACUUUCAUCUUGUCCAAGUCUGACAGGGACAUUUGGUCUAAUUUCAGAUACAUUCAACAUCCGAGGGAAUAUAUCUAGUGCCUGAACCCAGCCGAUGUUAGUCACUCCUGCUCUUGCCAUCGUCCUUGACGCAACUUUUAUGACUAACGGCUGGCCACACUGCCCGGCCCAGGAACGGCCUGCGGCGCUCGUGGGGGCCCGUGGGCAGUUUCACUUGUUACAAUCUCACGAGGUUCUUCAAACCCUUGAAGAUAAGCACAUGCCUAGCUAUUUGCAGGACCGGGCCUUUUAUAGGUGCAGAACAGUUAUAAAAUAUGCAAGUUUUACAAGCCUUCAAAAUACAGCCAGGUUAACAGCUGUUAAGUUUGGCAGCUGUUUCUAUACAGUUAAAUUAUGCAUUUAUUUUAAUAAGCAUGCCUAGGUACUUCAGUGACACGCACUACAGAGCAAAUAAUGGCAGCGGUGGUAUGCUGAGAUGAGGUGGGAGCUAGAAACCCAUUUAUACUUGAAGAUGCAUUAUGCCAAAUCGAAACACUACAGCUGUCAUGGGAAUGAAGACUUACAGAAGGAACAAUUUUGUUGUCCUAAUUCAUAUAUAAAAUACGUGACUGGAGAAAUAUAAUUACAUCACCUCUGGGACAUGCUUUGAGGACUGCAGAGGGUUAAGGUGUCUUAACCGAGUUAUUGAAUUAAGGCCUUUCCCUUCUUUUGCUUAUUUCCUCUUAAGUCUAUGCUGGAAGGAUUUCUGUGUCCCCCAGUGUGAAACUCAGACUAGAGACAAACCCCGCGUGAGUUUUUCUGCACAGCAAACAUCUCUGUCACUGCAUGCCCAAAUGCAAGGGGGGGGGGAACUACACAAAAAUUGUGCCUUGGUAGGCUACUAUGAACAUAAUCACAGUGCACAACUAUAUACAAUAUUUGUAUUGGUACAGACCCUAGUUAUUUAAUAUAUGUUAAAAAGAGAAUGGGAAUCUGGAUUUCCCAGGCUAUGCCCCAUUGCUGGAAAUGAGGCGCACAGUAGCUCCCCGUGAAAGUGUGUGUUAAUAUAUAAGAGGAGAGGGUUUGGGACUUUUUUUCCCUUUUUUAAUAAUGAUGCAUAGCAAUGUUUUUAGUUUAACUUUUUAUAUGAAUGUAAUUUAAUUCAUUUUUCUACUAACUCAAUGAUAUUAUGUUUUAUAGUCAGUUUCCAUUCUUUGCAAUUUUCCUAAAUGUCCCAGACACAGUGCUUAUGUUUCAUAGGAAUAUUUUUGUCAGCAAGUAUUUUGGGUUUUCUAGUUACCAUAAAUCAGAUUUACCUUAUGUAUAAAAAAAAAGUUUACAUGAUACUGUAAAAUGUAUGAUAUGUAUAUAAUCUUCAGAAUACGAUUAUUUUGGUAAAUUGGCCUGUAUUUUUAAUGUCACAGUUGCAGUAUUUAAUUAUUUGAGGCAUAAUAAAACUUGACUGCAGUGAAUAAACUAGAAUACAGUUAAUGAUCUUU